Magnolia sinica is the source of this 2812-nucleotide messenger RNA. RefSeq lists its product as uncharacterized. Bases 217 to 1764 code for a protein of 515 amino acids. NCBI's taxonomy places the organism in Eukaryota, Viridiplantae, Streptophyta, Magnoliopsida, Magnoliales, Magnoliaceae. The transcript has 10 exons. Gene Ontology annotation, cellular component: cytoplasm. The record is from RefSeq and is a predicted model, not a curated record.
CUCGUUUCUAUUCAUUUCAAACUCACAUUUCUAAUCUUCCACGAAUCCAGACUCAUGGAGAUGACUAUUUAUGAAACUGUAAUCUGAGUGCGCAUCACGGCCACCGCGUACUUUAGAAGCAACCAACACAGGAGAGCGAAAGAGAGAAUAAACCGACCACCGCGUACUUAAGCAGCAACCAACGAGAGAGAGAGAGAGAGAGAGAGAGAGAGAGAGAUGUACGGAGGGAACGAGAUGAGUCUGGCGUACGAGAACCGGGUUUUCAAUCGGCGGUCCGGUCUGACCGGUUCCCGAAUGGGCUGCACGCUCGUGACCGGUUUCCUCGGCAGCGGCAAAACGACCCUCCUCAAGCACAUACUCGACCACCGCGGCGACCUCCGACUCGCCGUUCUCGUCAACGAGUUCGCCGACUCGGACGUCGACUCGCUCCUCCUCGACUCCACCCACCUCAACGCUGCUUUCAAUCUCUCCACAGUCUCCCUCACCCACGGCUGCGGUUGUUGCGAUGUAAGCGGGCCUUUUCGAGAAUCUCUGCAGCGGAUUGUCGAUAGCAAGCACAAUUUCGACUGCCUCCUCAUCGAGACAUCCGGGCUUGCGAAGCCAGAGAAGUUUGUAGCGGAGUUAGAGGAAGUCGGCAUAAAUCUGGAUUGGAUUAUUGCUGUGGUGGAUGCUGAAUCACUUCCCAAGAUCUUAAGCAUGGAUGUUGUGAAGCAGCAGUUGCAGCAUGUGGAUCUUGUGCUGCUGAACAAGUGUGACUUAGCUACCCUUAGUCAAAUCUCUGAUGCUGAAGACAUUUUAGAAGGACUGACGGGAGGGGCAAAGGUCAUUCGCUCACAGUUCUGUAAGGUUCCUUUGGAACUUGUUAUUGAUUUUAGCAAGGGUGAACCUCAGCCACUACCAAAAGAAGACGUCAGUGGUCCAGCAUUUCUUUCCCACGAGCCCUUGCCCAAGACGACUUUCCAAGCAGCAACCUUUGGCAACACUUCAGUAGGCAUUUCGUCCUCUGAUCAUGCUGAGGACCAGUCUUCAACCUCUCGUAUGAGCUGGACCUCAAAUGAUUUACAAAGUGGUUUGUCACAUGGAGAAUCUUUCUCAUCUUUAACUUUUGAAAGUGAGGUUCCGUUGUCUUUAGCCUCAUUUCAGUCAAUAAUUCUGACAAAGAUGAGAUGCACGAAUGGGCUUCUCAGAGCUAAAGGAAUUUUAUGGCUUGCAGAGGAUAGAGAAAGUCGGUUUGUUUUUCAAUGGAGUGGCGUCAAAAGGGUAGAAGCUGUUAGUGGAGGACCUUGGGAGAGUCCACCAAAAACUUGCCUCGUGCUUAUUGGCACUGAUAGAUCUGAACUUGAAGCUCUCUAUGGACAGCUUUCAAAGUCAGCUGAUCCUCAGAAGGAGAUAGCAUCAUAUAUUGGACGUUCCAAAGAGUCUGCAAAAAGUUUGGCUUUGAAAAUUGCAAAGGAUGGAAGAUUUAAGGAACCUUAUCUGCAAAAGGAACCACUCGUGGUAUUUGGCCUCAAAGGUUCACCUCUACAUGGGAUAAAAGAGUCUCAGUUGAAUGGAUCUCUAUUGCGCAUUGUUAAUGGCAACGGAAAAAUCUUCCUAACAGCCACUACUUCUGGGCAAGACUACAAUUUGCAGCUUUUACUUGAUGAUGAUUCCAACAUAGAUGAAGCAUGGGAUGAGAUUCGAGUGGCUGCUGGUGUAGUCAUUUCAAAACUAUGCAAGAACUUCUGCCCGUGCAGGUCAGAUCUUACCGCUCAUGUCCACUAAUGCUCAAUAUUGAAGGCCUAGGCUUUCUUUUUCUGGAAGCAGCGGGGAGAAAUUGAGAAAAGCAUAGAAGGUAUCAAUUGGAUUCUUGGUGAUGGAUGACAACAGUCCAAUUAAAAAAAUGUCAUGUCCCAACAUCCAAAUACAACACAGAUGCCGAAUUGGAGACGCAGCCGAGUAGCUUCUCUAGUUUGCCAUCAAUUGGGCUUUUCAAAUCCAAAUUACGAAUCAAGGAAUCUAAAUUCAGUGGCCAUGUUUGGCCAUGAGAUUUCCCAUAGAGUGGCUUCUCUAGUUUGUUUGUCCGAUUUAUGUAUUAAAGAUAUGCUAUGACAGUCUUAACUGAUUAGACUUCCUUUCUAGCUUAUUUACCAGGAAAAGCUCGCCAUGGAAACCCAGGGAAAUUUGACAAAGGCUGCUGUGGAAUAUGUCAAGACAGGCAACUUUUCUGGUGCAUUCUGUUUCUUUAGCUGGCAAUCUUUGACAUCUGUUUGUAGCAUGUACGCUUUCAGGAUCUUUUAAGCAUUCACACCCUGCACGAAUCGCCAUCCAUAUAGCUUUUCAGGCUGAUGCAUGUUAAGUUGUAUUAAACUCGGCUGACAUUCAAACGCAACCAUAUUUUAUUUUCUUUUCUUUCGGUUAUUGUUUGUAUAUAGACCAGAAUUAUUUUUUUCCAGUGUUGGCUUAUUAAUUUAUUUCUCAAACAGAUGGCAAGAAUAUAGAGAAAAAUGCUUGAUUUGGCAAGGUUUAAGGAUGUUAACUGACAAAGCAGUAGUAUUGAUAGAAGCAAUCACCAAGGAAGAUGUAAAUUAGCAAGCAUAUGUUUUCUUAAAUGUGAAAUCACUGCUCUUAAAUUACAAUUUGGAGUGAGCAAACAAUCCAUGCUUGGUGCAUUUGCUGGAAAGUCUCCCUGAUUUGUACAAUCUCACCGAUCUGAUUCCAUCCUCUUGAAUUUAUUCUGCUGCCCUUGCUAUAUUUUUAUUAUCCAUUUGAUAGCAACUAUAACAGAACUGUUAGGAUUUUGAGAUGAAUGUGAUUUUCUGGUAAUGCUCCA